Penaeus chinensis is the source of this 471-nucleotide messenger RNA. RefSeq lists its product as uncharacterized. Bases 1 to 471 code for a protein of 156 amino acids. Lineage: Eukaryota; Metazoa; Arthropoda; Malacostraca; Decapoda; Penaeidae. The transcript has 2 exons. The record is from RefSeq and is a predicted model, not a curated record.
AUGUAUUGGUGUCUACGGAAAAGGGGAACAGAGGAGAAGCUGGUAAGGCUAGUAGAAGCAACAUACAGGAAUGCUGCUACCAAGGCUGUAACACAACAAGGAGACACUGAUGAAUUUAAAAUUACAGUUGGAGUCCAUCAAGGUUCGGCACUAAACCCAUUCUUAUUCAUCAACAUCAUGGAUACCUUGCUAGAAGAUGUGAGAACCGCCAUACCCUGGGAACUACUAUUCACGCAUGACGUUGCAUUAAUCUCUAAUAGAGAAGAAGAACUACAGCAAAACAUUGAAAUUUGGCAGAAGUGUUGGACUGUCACCAAAAAAGAGGAAGCUUUACUAAGACGAACUGAGAUGAGAAUACUGAGACAUAUCCUCCAGAUCUCGUUAAAGGAUAAAAUGAGGGAUGAGGUAAUUCACAGCAGAUAUGGUAUCACAGAUAUAGUAGAGAAAGUCCAAGAGGCUAGACUGAGGUGA